GGAUAUGCUGCAGAAGGAUCCGUGCCAGAAACAAGCCUGUGAAAUACAGAAAUGUUUACAAGCCAACAACUACAUGGAAUCUAAGUGUCAGGCUGUCAUCCAAGAACUUCGUAAGUGUUGUGCUCGCUAUCCCAAGGGAAGAUCUCUCGUCUGUUCAGGAUUUGAAAAAGAAGAGGAAGAAAAGCUGACACUGAAGUCCACAUCAAAGUAAAGUUCUGCGGAGAAGUUCAAUGCUGCACCAUGUUUCCACCAAUCGAGCUCUAUUUAUCCUCCUGACUCUUCAGGCCAGGUAGCAGCAAAUAGCAAAUGAAAAAGUCAACUAUUGAAGUUAAUAAAUAUGCCACCUAUGCAGAACAGAUAGAAAUAUAUUAAACAAAUAUGUAGAAUGUAAUAAAAACUGAGCUGCUAAAAUAAACCUGUU
Messenger RNA from Eptesicus fuscus (big brown bat), 421 nucleotides. RefSeq names its product C-X9-C motif containing 4 (gene CMC4). The record is from RefSeq and is a predicted model, not a curated record. The coding region runs from base 5 to 211 and encodes 68 amino acids. Lineage: Eukaryota; Metazoa; Chordata; Mammalia; Chiroptera; Vespertilionidae. Gene Ontology annotation, cellular component: mitochondrial intermembrane space. The transcript has 2 exons.